AAUGUCUGUGGAGAAAGGGGUUCCGUUUGGAUUUCCGCUCUGGGACCCGAGGGAGCAGCGGAGAACGCCGCACUGGGAGGCGAGGGGGCGCGGCAAGGCCCGCGUCCUGGGCAGCAAAGGCCAGGCCCCGGCCCGCGUGUGUUUCUUACCGGAGCUGGGAAACAGAGGGUCACCGGUGCGAGAAAAAAUGUGGGUCCCCUGGUACGGGCUCAUCGUGAUUGGGAAGAAAAUGGAGCUUCUGGGUAGAAACAAGCAAAAGCCUAGGAAGCCGGAGCCUGAGACGAAGUUCCCGGGACUGGAAGACGAGGAAACGGUCCGGAAAGCGAGGUCGGGCCUGAGUCAGGAAAGGAACGUGCGGCUCCUGCACCUGGUCGCCAGCGUGUUACACUCUUCAGCGGGUUUUGUAAAGGAGAGCCCGAAGGAAGCGUGGGCGAAGCCAGAAGUCAGCCGCAAAACCAGGGUUGACGUUGGGAGCGCGGGGACUCCCACGGGGUCGAGGAGGCCGUCUGGGCUGAAAGAGGCGCCGAGGUUUCCCGGGGUGAGGACCAGCAGAGAGGACAUGAGAUCCCGAGGGUACAAACCAGGGCGGAAUGAGGAGAGGUUGAGCAUCAGUGGAGGGAAGCUGAGGUUGAACGAAGAGAAGAGGCGAUCCAGAGGGGAGAAGAAGCGAAGACAAAACGGAGAGAGUGGUCGUGAAAGAGAUACUGGCGCUGAGAUAGAAAUUCCUUUUCAACGGGUGGAAGGCGAGGAGCCUGAGGACGGGGUGGAAGUUGAGGAGGAUGUCUUGGUGGAGUGAAUGAUAUUAUGGAUGAAUCUGUUCCUAUGGAAAAGAAAGAGGCUAUAGAGGAAGUUACAGGUGAAUGAGGCAGAUGAAGGAUUGGAGCUAAAGAAGGGAAGAGAAGCAGUUAGAGGAAGUAUUGCAAGUCAGUGAGGAGAAAUUGUUGACCCUGAAAGAGUAAAUAUGAGAGAGGGAAGGAGGCAUCUAAGCCUAAGACAGCGAGAAUGAAGAGCUCCCGGAGUUGAAGGCAGAGAGACCAAGGCCAAAGGAAACAAAGAAGAGUGGUGAAGGAGAUGGGAACAUUUUGAGGAGAAAGAAAAUAUUUGAAAAUGUGUUAAUACGUAAAGAAAAAUUGGAUAUUAGUUUCUUGGAGAAGAGCUGUAAACCAAGGAGCUUGUAGAGAAAUAUCUGAGAAAUGGAUUUAGGAUGGGCUAUAAGGAUUUGGUUUGCAUAGUAAGAAUGCAGUGAGAAAAACGAAAAACUACAGCACGAUAAAGGAUAAAUAAUGAACAUUAUUGGAGGAACAUAAAUGAACGUUAUGGAGGAAGAUACAGGCCAGAGCAAGCAAAGAAAAUUUCUGAAUGAGGAUCCUAAAGAUGGACGAGGGACUCUACAGAGACAAAAGCAAGAAAAGAGAGAGAUAAGAAAAUAAACAAAUGAAGAAAAAAAAGUAAGAAGCCAAAUCUCAUAAUAGUGAUUAUGUGUGAUUAAAGUCAUUUCGUUCACUGUUUCUGUGCCCUCCUCUCCCAUGUAGCCAAUUUUAUAAUGUAAUGGAACAGGCCUCUCACAGGGCCUGUAUAUCUGGACCAAGCCCAUUCUCAUUGGUCUUCCCUGUCAUUAUUCCCCACUAUCCUAUAAUUUCCAAGUUGUUGCUGUUUAUAAACGCAGUUUUGAAUAAUUGCUGGGCUCCACUAUUUUAAUCACUUCACCAUGAUCGCCAUUUCCACAGGUUUCCCUCACCUCCACAUCAAAUUUGAAUUGCUCAUAUUGAUUUGAAGUUGUCUCAAUUAUUUGUAUUGUUUCAUUUUUGAUUUUUAAUUAUUCACAUAAUCACAUGGACUUUUCCCCUUGUGUUUGUGUCCUUUGGUACUUUU
Messenger RNA from Myotis brandtii (Brandt's bat), 1872 nucleotides. RefSeq lists its product as uncharacterized. Bases 2 to 796 code for a protein of 264 amino acids. The transcript is spliced from 2 exons. NCBI's taxonomy places the organism in Eukaryota, Metazoa, Chordata, Mammalia, Chiroptera, Vespertilionidae. The record is from RefSeq and is a predicted model, not a curated record.